CCACUCAGUCCACUCCGGUCUCCCCCAACUUCUCUCCUUUCCACCAACUCAAAUCAUCCAAAAUGCCCGCACCCGUCCUUCCACCGCGCACACUGUACGAUAAGAUUUGGGACGACCAUGUUGUCGACGUGCAAGAAGACGGCACGACUCUGCUGUAUAUUGAUAGACACCUGGUGCACGAAGUGACGAGCCCCCAGGCUUUUGAGGGCCUAGAGAAGGCCGGCAGAAAAGUCAGGCGGCCAGACUGCACGCUGGCUACCGUGGACCACAACGUCCCGACCACCUCUCGGAAAACGUUCAAGUCUAUUAAAACAUUUGUUGAGGAACCCGACUCCCGUGGACAGUGCGAAGCGCUUGAGGAGAACGUCAAAAAGUUUGGCCUGACCUAUUUCGGUCUCGCUGACCGCCGUCAGGGUAUUGUCCAUGUUAUCGGGCCCGAAGAGGGCUUCACGCUCCCUGGCAUUACUUGCGUCUGUGGUGACUCUCACACCGCUACUCAUGGUGCCUUUGGCGCUCUGGCUUUCGGUAUCGGCACCUCCGAGGUCGAACAUGUCCUGGCGACGGAGACAAUUCUCCAAAGAAAAGCCAAGAAUAUGCGCAUUACGGUCGAUGGCGAGCUCCACGAAGGUGUCACGGCAAAAGACGUCAUUCUCUACAUCAUUGGUCUGAUCGGCACUGCCGGCGGUACUGGCUGUUGCAUCGAAUAUGCCGGAAGCGUCUUCCGCAACUUCUCUAUGGAGUCCCGUAUGAGCGUCUGCAAUAUGUCCAUUGAAGCUGGUGCUCGGGCUGGAAUGAUUGCCCCCGACCAGGUCACCUUCGAUUACCUGAAGAACCGCCCGCUCUCGCCAAAGGGCGAAGAGUGGGACCGCGCCGUCGCAUACUGGAAGACGCUCCCUACCGACGAGGGCGCUAAGUUCGACAUCGAAAUCAACAUCCGGGCAGAGGACAUCGUCCCCACUGUCAGCUGGGGCACUUCUCCCCAGGAUGUCGUCCCGAUUACCGGCACCGUCCCCGACCCCGCCAACUUCACCGAUCCGAUGAAGCAGAACGGUAUCUCCAGGUCGCUCAAGUACAUGGCACUUCAGCCUGGCACGCUCAUGGAGGACAUCAAGGUGGACAAGGUGUUCAUCGGUUCGUGCACCAACAGCCGUAUCGAGGAUCUGCGUUCCGCCGCCAAGGUUGUGCUAGCCGUGAAGGACGCCAAGGUGGCCGACACAGUCAACGCGAUGAUCGUCCCCGGUUCGGGGCUCGUGAAGCAGCAAGCUGAGGCAGAAGGCCUGGACGUCAUCUUCAAGCGGGCAGGCUUCGACUGGCGCGAGGCAGGCUGCUCGAUGUGUCUCGGUAUGAACCCCGAUCAGCUCAAGCCGGGCGAGCGCUGCGCGUCUACGAGUAACCGGAACUUCGAGGGUCGUCAAGGUCCCGGUGGGCGCACUCACCUGUGUAGUCCCGCUAUGGCUACCGCUGCUGCCAUCACUGGACAUCUUACCGAUGUUCGCAAACUCAUGGGCGGCGCGAGCACUACCGGCGUCACCUCCGUCGAGCAGAUCAAGCAGACAAACUCGAAGGACUAUCUCACCGACCCUGUACUCCCCCCUCCUGCCCCACAACCGGAGACGGUGCACCACAACACUGUGCCCAGCGGCACCCCGGCUGUGCACGAAUCGAAAGUUCACAAGUUCACCGUUCUGACUGGGAUCACCGCGCCCCUGCAUAUGCCCAAUGUCGACACGGACAUGAUCAUCCCUAAGCAGUUCCUGAAGACGAUCAAGCGGACGGGCCUGGGCAAUGCUCUGUUUCAUACGCUGCGAAAGGACCCGGCGACGGGCAAGGAGACCGACUUCGUGCUUAACAAGGCGCCGUAUGAUAAGGCUGUGAUUAUGGUUUGUGACGGCCCGAACUUCGGCUGUGGCUCGUCCCGUGAGCACGCCGCGUGGUCUCUGAUGGACUUUGGUAUUCAUGCGGUUAUCGCCCCGAGCUUCGGUGACAUCUUCCGGUCCAACUCGCUACAAAACGGCCUUCUCCCAGUGCAGCUGUCACAAGAAGAGUGCAGCCAGCUGUGCGCCGACGUCGAGGCUGGCGGUCAGCUCGAGGUCGACCUGGAGAAGCAGGAGGUGCGCCGGCCCGGAGGCAAGGGCGCGUUCCACUUUGAUGUCGACCCCUUCCGGCGCUACUGUCUCCUGAACGGACUGGACGAUAUCGGGCUGACUAUGCAGAAGGCGGACAAGAUCGAGCAGUUUGAGGAGAGGAGGAGUGAGGCUUGGCCCUGGCUUGAUGGGUUUGGGUAUGUGAAGAGUGGUGGAAGGGUGGAUGCUGCCUCCAAAGGUGGGAAGAAGAUGGAUUGGUAAGGACGUGUUUGUGUAUGGGAAUAGAAAGUGUAUGGUAACGGAGAGAGAAAUGAA
This is a messenger RNA of Dacryopinax primogenitus, 2399 nucleotides long. RefSeq names its product aconitase. The coding region runs from base 63 to 2345 and encodes 760 amino acids. The record is from RefSeq and is a predicted model, not a curated record. Lineage: Eukaryota; Fungi; Basidiomycota; Dacrymycetes; Dacrymycetales; Dacrymycetaceae. Gene Ontology annotation, molecular function: 4 iron, 4 sulfur cluster binding; 3-isopropylmalate dehydratase activity. Gene Ontology annotation, cellular component: 3-isopropylmalate dehydratase complex. The transcript has 7 exons. Gene Ontology annotation, biological process: L-leucine biosynthetic process.